UCAAACAAAAUGCCGAAAGACGAUCCAGAGACGACAGCACUGAAGAAGGAACUCACAGAUUUGAUUGCUCAGGCUAAGGCAGCGCAAGAAAAGGUUGCAGAUGCAAAACUCGCAGAGAAAUGUGGUGACAUGGGAGACGUGCCUAAGAUACGAUUCGUCACAAAGAAGACUCUUAAAGGUCACAUCAACAAGGUGAAUUCGGUACACUACAGUGGGGAUUCCAGGCACUGUGUGACCGGGUCACUGGACGGCAAGCUGAUUAUUUGGGACACGUGGAGCGGCAACAAGGUGCAGGUCAUACCUCUGCGCUCCGCUUGGGUGAUGAGCGUCGCCUUCGCUCCUUCGGGCAACUUUGUCGCGUGCGGCGGCAUGGACAAUAUGUGCACGGUGUACGAUGUGAACAACCGCGACGCGACUGGCGCGGCCAAGAUGGUGCGCGAGCUGGCCGGCUACGAGGGCUUCCUCAGCUCCUGCCGCUUCCUCGACGACACCCACAUCCUCACCGGCUCCGGGGAUAUGAAGAUAUGCGUUUGGGAUUUGGAAGCCGGCAAACGAGAGAUGGACUUCAACGCGCACGCCGGUGACGUCGUCACCAUCUCCUUAGGACCAGAUAUGAAGACAUACAUAACGGGUUCCGUCGACCGCACCUGCAAGCUGUGGGACGUUAGGGACGAGAAGGCCAAGCAGACGUUCUUCGGACACGACGCGGACGUGAACAGCGUUUGUUACCAUCCGAGUGGACAAGCCUUCGCGACCGCUUCAGAGGAUAAGACAGCGAGACUUUUCGACCUUCGCAGCGACCAGCAGUUGGGUCACUACACUCCGCCGGGGAACAGCGGCUUUACUAGCUGUGCUCUGUCUCUAAGCGGGAGAUAUCUGUUAGCUGGCUCCGAUGACAAUGCCGUUCAUUCGUGGGACACGUUGAAAGUAGCUCACACAGGUACCCUCAACGGGCACGAGAAUAGGGUAACAUCUAUCUCUGUUGCCCCCAAUGGGAUAGCUAUGGCGAGCUGCUCCUGGGAUCAAAGCGUGCGCGUUUGGGGAUAAAAAGUUUAAAAACCUAAAAAAUGAAAUAAAUGACUUACUUUUAAAAUAAUGAAAACCAUUAUAUCUCAUAUUCUCUGUCUACAUAUAAAUGUGAGAUGAUUUAUUUUUGUUGUAUUAAAAUUAAUUUUAAAACUCCCUCAUGUUCGGAGACGUACGGGUGAAUUUUAAUUGAUAUCGCUAUAAAAAUAAAUAAGCCAUGUUACAUUUAGUUAUUGAAUUAUUAGAAUAACAACAUAAGUCUAUUCCAGAAUGUUCCGCUCUAGUAUAUAUUUAGAUUUAUAAUACUAUAUUUUACAAGUAUGAAAGUAAGGCUCUUAGAAUGUAUGCGUUUGUCACCUACACUAAUAUAAUAAAACGUAAACACAUAAUUCUUUGUUCCCUAAGAUGU
Messenger RNA from Papilio polytes (common Mormon), 1435 nucleotides. RefSeq names its product guanine nucleotide-binding protein subunit beta-2 (gene Gbeta76C). The record is from RefSeq and is a predicted model, not a curated record. Gene Ontology annotation, molecular function: signaling receptor complex adaptor activity; protein binding. Gene Ontology annotation, cellular component: cytoplasm; heterotrimeric G-protein complex. NCBI's taxonomy places the organism in Eukaryota, Metazoa, Arthropoda, Insecta, Lepidoptera, Papilionidae. Gene Ontology annotation, biological process: G protein-coupled receptor signaling pathway. The transcript is spliced from 9 exons. Bases 10 to 1047 code for a protein of 345 amino acids.